Molecule: messenger RNA, 1992 nt
Organism: Aureobasidium musti
Lineage: Eukaryota; Fungi; Ascomycota; Dothideomycetes; Dothideales; Saccotheciaceae
Source: the annotation of a GenBank genome assembly
AUGGAGACGGAGCGACCACUGAGCAUCCUGCCGUCGAUCAAAUGCUCCGACUGUGGUGCAGAGAUCCAAAUCUCUGCUAUGGGAGAGCACGUGUGCACACCGACACAGAAGGAAGAUGAAGCAUCGCAAAAACCCAGGUCGCCAAUUGCAUCACCAGCCACAUCGCCCUCGACAGAGAGGCAACCAAGUUCGUUACCGCCCGUCAAGCAGAGCUCGAACAGGGCACCCUCGAAACCGAACAGAACCCCUCUCCCUCGCAUUGAUCCCUCUGUAGCAAAAAUGCUUUCGCCCGACGGAUCUCACAGCUCAGGACGUCGUUCUCCCUUGACACCACACACUGGCAGACCCUUUCGCCCUGGGGGGAUGCGCAGCGCGACCAGCCCUAUCCCAAGACUACCACGAGAACCAUCGCAAGAGCUGACGGGCAAUAUGGAUUGCGCGUUUCCGCCAUUCCCUACGGCCCGAUCCAAGUCAGCUGCAAGAGCCAAGAGCCCUGUAGCUGAUGCAUACUAUGCACCCCGGAGUCCUAUGGGCACUGGUGGUGCCAAUGUCGUGCGUAAGCUAGACACGAUCGCGCCGGGGCCUUUCAACGCACCAGUACGCAGUACAUCUCGCUCACCUUCUGCGAGUGCAGGUGUUCAGGCACCACCGGCCAUUACCAUAGAUCAACCGCCGGUCGAAAGAGCAGCUUCCCCUGUGUACAGAUCUGCAUCACCCGUCAGCUAUGAGAGACCCGCUUCUCCUCCAGCAAGAUCUGCCUCUCCGCCACAAGCCCCUGCCUCGCCUAGUUUGUCCUCUGCUUCGACGUCUCCAGGUGGCACCAACCGUGAGGGUCGUCCAAUUCCGCAGCGUCCUGUCAGACCAGAGCCGCUGGAUGGUUUCCUUGCUAUGCUCAAGAGCGAGUCUGAGGCUGCUGGUCAGCAGCUGUCGAACAUGACCAUCCGCUCGAAUACCUUCCCUCUUCCACCUUCCAAACCAAAGUCUCCUGAACUCAAACCCGUCGUCAGAAGCCCUUCGGCGCCACCUGCUAGGCAACGACGACCAACAAUUUCUGCUCCUUCGCAAAGCGCUCCUUCUGAUUCGCUUCCCACUAUUUCAACCACCCCACCUCCUGCACUUCCGCCAAUGCCCACCAUUGAGACCGCUAUGGCUCCAGCACUUCCUCCACUGCCUUCGACAGCCGAUGUGCAGAAGCAUGCUCACCCUGUUGUACACGCCCCUUCGGACUCGGCUUCCUCGGCUUCAUCGACGCGAAGCUUCAAGUCGGAUAUCAGUCCUCCUGUUUCAGCCUCGUCGAGCGUCUCGAUGCUCUCAUCGACUCUAGUCACGUUCGAAGAGAGACUUGACAGUCCGACCGAGAAGAUGGACCGCUUCCCACUCAACCCCCUCCGUGCAUCUCACGACGCCGAUCUGCCCGAGUCGCCUGUAGUCCCUGGUUUUCUCCCCAAGCGUCCUCAGAGUCCUAUGUCAACCACAUCUACCCCUAUGGCAUCUCCUCCCACUGAGCACGGCUUCUCAUCCAGACCUACAUCCUCGAAGCGACCAGGCACCUCAUCCAAGCAUAUCUGCAGAGGCUGCAGUGAGCCGAUUCAAGGCAAAUCCGUCAAGGCUGCGGAUGGUCGUCUGACUGGUCGUUACCACAAGCAUUGCUUCGUCUGCAAGACCUGCAAGUCAGCUUUUGCGACUGCUGACUUCUACGUCAUUGACAACAACCCAUACUGUGAGCAUCACUACCACGAGCUCAACAACUCUUUGUGUGUCCAUUGCGACCGUGGCAUCGAAGGGCCUUACCUCGAGACCCAGCAAGCACAGAAAUUCCAUCCUAGCUGUUUCACUUGUAUCGACUGCCACAAGCCACUCAGCGAUGAUUACUUCGAGAUCGCUGGCAAGGUCUAUUGCGAGCAGCAUGCCUUCGCAUCCGUCCAACGUCAAGAAGGGCUCGGACCCAAGAGAAAUAUGGAAAGAAGAACCACGCGCUUUAUGGUCAUGUAA